AUUGUGCACUCGUAGUUCCUAAGUUUAUAUUCAGAUUUGAUUCAUUGUAGAAGGAAUGGCAAGCCGCCAACCAGGACACCAUGCCGACGACUUUAGCGGCCAAGCUCAGGCGAAGAGGGAUGAGAUUCAGAACAAAGCAUCAGAGACAGCUCAUGCUGCCCAACACAAGGCAUCUCAAGCAUCUCAGGCUGCCCAAAACAAGGCAGGAGAUGCUUCUAGCACUGCCCAAGAUAUCAAGGACCAAGCCUCCCACCUCCUUCAACAGACUGGAGAGCAAGUGAAAAGCAUGGCUCAGGGAGCAGCUGAGGCAGUAAAGAACACUUUGGGAAUGAAUAAUGCUAACCACCCAAACAAUCCAAGCAACAACCCAAGCAAUCCAAGCAACAACCCAAGCAACCCACACAACGCUAGCAACCUUAGCAACCCAAGCCACCCAAACAACCCAAGCAACAACCCAAGGAUUUGAGCUGCAUGCUUUGUUCUAUGCUAGCUUUGCCAGCAGAUUUAUCAACAGAUACUAUGGAGAGAAUUUUGUGGGGAUUAACCAUUCUAUCUCGGAAUGGCUAUUUUCUAGCUUUAAUAUGCAACAAUACUGUAUAAAGUUUCCUAUUUUCUUUCUCUCUUUUUUCUCCUUUUUGGUAAAUAAAACAUGCAUCCACUAUUCCUAGCUUCAUGUUAAGAGUGUUGUGAUGUACUAAUGAAUAUAUAUAAGACUAAACAAAAGAGAGAAUGGUUAUCUCUCAGCUAUUUACAU
Molecule: messenger RNA, 754 nt
Organism: Fragaria vesca subsp. vesca
Lineage: Eukaryota; Viridiplantae; Streptophyta; Magnoliopsida; Rosales; Rosaceae
Product: late embryogenesis abundant protein 1-like
Exons: 3
Coding region: 56-466 (136 amino acids)
Source: RefSeq, a predicted model, not a curated record